GAAAAAAUUAAAAGAUAAAAUACAAGACAAUUCAUAAGUAACUUGAAUACACUAUUAUAUCAUUGUAAUCUUUUCAGUGUAAGUAAGAGUUUUACCAGAAAGACCCACUUUCACCAGCCCGAGGGUGCUCGUCGUUGAGUGUAAGCGUACGGAUGACAUGGUUAUCCAACUCCAAGUGCACACAAAAUUUUCUCCAAAAACGACAUGGUAUUUGGUAUCGUUUUCCCCGAACCUAAUCAAAAUUUGAACUUUUUAUUGCUGUUCCAAGCUUAGCUCAGACACAACUCCAGCAAUUAUCCAUGGACCUCUCUCUGAUGCCUUCUUCGUGCCCAGCACCCUGCACAUUUUUUCACUCUCCAUCUCCAUCUCCAUCUCCUUUCUGCAGAACCCAAUACAGCAGUAAGCUGCUUUUCCUCGCAGCACUUUCAUCCUCAGCUACAAAUCCCACCAACAUCCACCAGAAGCCCCCAAAAGAUUACAUCUUUCAGUCCAAAAACGAAAACCCAAAUCCGAGUUUUGACGACCCAGCCAGCAGAUUGCAGGUGCAGGAUUUCAUUGACAGAAUCAGAGCUCUGCCCUUCAAAAAAACAAGUGAAAUUCAUGGUGUUUUUGAAAAAGAUGGUUGUUUUCAAACCGUAUCUGAAUUCAAUUCUCUGCUGAUGGCUCUGGUAAUAGCAGAAGAGCCUGAUAUUGCCUUGAGCUUGUUUGAUGAAAUAUCAUCAGCUCUGUGGUUGGUGCCAGAUUCUCUGACAUUUUCCAUCCUGAUAAGGUGUUACUGCGGUAAAAACGAUCUAGAUGGGGCCAGAGGGGUUUUAACCCACAUGGUGGAGAAUGGGUUUUACCCAGAUCCUGCAACUUUUACUGUUCUGGUAAAUGCAUUCUGCAAGAGGGGUAGAUUGCAGAGGGCUAUGGAGGUUGUUGAGGUGAUGGGUAGGGUUGGUUUGAAGCCCACAGUGCAGAUUUACAAUUGCUUGCUGAAGGGGUUAUGUUAUGUGGGGAGAGUGGAGGAUGCAUAUGAUAUGCUGAUGAGAAUAAAAAAAGAUGAAGUGAAACCUGAUAUUUAUACAUUCACUGCUGUUAUGGUUGGAUUUUGUAAAGUGGGUCGAUCGGAUGAGGCGAUGGAAUUGCUCGUGGAAGCGAUGGAGACCGGGUUGAUUCCGGAUGUGGUGAGCUUCAAUGCUCUGUUUCAUGGAUACUGCAAGGAAGGGAGGCCCAUGGAGGGGCUCAAUGUGUUGAAGAAGAUGAAGGAGAUGAACUGCAUUCCUGAUUGCAUUACUUACAGUAGUUUGCUGCAUGGAUUGUUGAAGUGGGGGAAGAUUCGGAAUGCGGUUAGGGUUUAUGAGGAGAUGGUGGAAAAUGGGUUUGAAGUGGAGGAGAGAUUGAUGAACAAUCUUGUGAGAGGGUUGUGUCGGAGAUCAUGGAAGGAAAAAGACCUCUUGGAAGAUGCACACCAAGUGUUUGAGAAAAUGCAGAGCGGGCAUUCGGGUAUAGAUGCGAGUACGUAUGGCCUUGUGAUCCAGAGUCUUUGCAUGGGGAAGAAGAUGGAUGAGGCUUCGGUCAGUUUGCAGCAGAUGGUUCGAACGGGGCAUUCGCCAUGGAUCGUCACCUUUAACAAUGUGAUUCAAGGCCUUUGUGUUGAGGGAAAGGUAUUCAAAGCAUUGUUAGUUUUGAGCAUCAUGUUCGAAGGGGGUAGAGCAACCGGUAGAGUGUCGUAUAACCCUGUAAUUCAAGAACUGAAUCGACAGGGGAGUUUCCUCGGUGCUUGUAGCGUUUAUGGCGCGGCGUUGAAGAGAGGUGUAAUUCCUAAUAAAAAACCUCAACAAUGAGAUAACUUUGCUCGUGCUCAUUUCUCUCUUCCACUAAUUUGAUGUACAGAUAUAACAUUUCUAGGCUCUAUCGUCAAAUGCAGUAAAGUCUCUGCAUAGUAAACAAAAAUACAGUACAAAAUUUCCGCGGCCGAUAACCAGAUAUCUCUGAGGCAGAACUCUACUAGUUUUUCUCAGCACGAGUCAUGUAUUGCUCGGUUCUGGUAUCCACCAGUAUUUCAUCACCCACAUUUACAAACAGCGGGACAUAGACAACCGCACCGGUGUCAAGAGUCGCUGGCUUUGUUCCACCUCCUGGGCAAGAAGACAUGUGAAUUUAAGAACGGGAAAACGAAAAUUAGUAUGCCACCAAGAGGAGAUAUUCCAUUCUCAAAAAUUUCCUCUGAGAGACGGUGCAAUGGCGAAUUCUAAAAAUUUCUAAGACCCGAGAGAUAAACGAGGCAAACAGUCUGCACACAGAGCUGGUUGAUCAGCUCAUCUUCUCGGCCUAACCCUGUAAUGGCAUUUCGGUCUGGUGGUAUUUUACCAGUCUUCAUGUCUCCAAACAAGACAUGGUCUGAUGGGUAUUCACACCAAUAGAGUAUUAUUCUUAGACAGACGACGAAAUCUGCGACGGACGGCUGAGGAUGGUGGAGGCGGAGGAGACGUUGAAGGAGGUUGCCGUUCCCGCCAUGGCUGUGGAUUGUUUGAGAAGCAAAGGUGUGUGCUUUUCACUUCAAAUUGUGCCGGAAAUUUAGAUAAGUACAACGGUGGGUCGGACUCGGAGUCUUUGCUUCGCGCCGUGCGUUGGGCUUGGGCAGGUUUCCUCCUCUUUCUCUGACUUCCAUUGCCCAUGAUAAGGCCCAUUGGGCCUCAAAUGUUUUUGGGUUUAGACUUAAGUGGUUUUAAAUCAGUAAGAGAGAUAUUUCAAACUUAAACCGUCUUAUACUAUGAGGAAGAGAUAAAAGACUCGUAGCUUAGGUGGUUUAGAGCAUAUACAUUAGCGCCAAAGGUCCUAUAUUUUGUUCUACCCUCUCCAUUCCCGCUUCUAUAAAAAUAAUUAAAAAAGAGAAAUACUAUGAGACUGUAAUCUAAUUUGUGAAUUAAAUUGAACUUAUAACAUCCCAAGUUUUCCUUCGCUACAUCCAUAACUCCCCAUGCCCAAUCAUACUUGUAGCUCAAGGUAUUGG
Molecule: messenger RNA, 2995 nt
Organism: Pyrus x bretschneideri (Chinese white pear)
Lineage: Eukaryota; Viridiplantae; Streptophyta; Magnoliopsida; Rosales; Rosaceae
Product: pentatricopeptide repeat-containing protein At5g16640, mitochondrial-like
Exons: 1
Coding region: 300-1826 (508 amino acids)
Molecular function (GO): protein binding
Source: RefSeq, a predicted model, not a curated record